This is a messenger RNA of Tripterygium wilfordii, 1200 nucleotides long. RefSeq names its product aquaporin NIP1-2-like. Gene Ontology annotation, molecular function: channel activity. Lineage: Eukaryota; Viridiplantae; Streptophyta; Magnoliopsida; Celastrales; Celastraceae. Gene Ontology annotation, biological process: transmembrane transport. Gene Ontology annotation, cellular component: membrane. The coding region runs from base 152 to 1009 and encodes 285 amino acids. The record is from RefSeq and is a predicted model, not a curated record. The transcript is spliced from 5 exons.
UAGCUCAUUCAAGAUUUCCUCCCUUGGAGAAAGCUUCUGGAGAGAUCCAAAAUCCUCUAAAGUCACCUCCUUUUUUUCCUGGUAUUUGGUGAGUUGUUCCUUCCUCUUUGUGGGUGAUUUUGCUUUUCUAGCAGAACCAAAACAAAAAAACAUGGGGGAGAGUUCCAGCAAUGGAGAUGUUGCAUUAGAUUUGAACCGUGGUGGUGGUGGUGGUGGUGAUUCCAAUCUCACGUCUCUGCCCUCUUCUUCCAAAAUCAAGGACGAUUCAAGCCUCACUUUUUCUGUUCCUUUCUUGCAAAAGUUGAUGGCAGAAUUGGUGGGGACUUAUUUCUUGAUAUUUGCUGGGUGUGCAUCUGUGACGGUGAAUAAUGACUUUGAGAAGGUGGUUACCCUUCCUGGAAUAUCAAUUGUUUGGGGUUUGGUUGUGAUGGUCUUGGUUUACUCUGUUGGUCACAUCUCUGGUGCACAUCUUAAUCCUGCUGUCACCAUUGCUCAUGCUACUUGCAAGAGAUUUCCAUGGAAACAGGUGCCACCUUAUGCCUUGUGUCAACUAGUUGGUUCAACCUUGGCUGCUGGGACUCUUAGGCUGCUAUUUAGCGGGAAACAAGAACAAUUUGCCGGAACAAUACCGGCGGGAUCGGAUAUGCAGUCUUUCGUGAUAGAGUUCAUAAUCACAUUCUACCUCAUGUUCGUCAUUUCUGGUGUUGCAACUGAUAACAGAGCUAUUGGUGAACUCGCGGGUCUUGCAGUUGGUGCAACCAUCCUACUUAACGUGAUGAUUGCAGGACCGGUAUCAGGAGCAUCGAUGAAUCCGGCAAGAUCUUUGGGGCCGGCCAUUGUUUCAGGUGAAUACAAGGGAAUAUGGGUGUACUUGGUAGCACCAACCGUUGGAGCAAUAGCGGGGGCAUGGGUGUAUAACAUGGUCAGGUACACAGACAAGCCGCUGCGAGAGAUCACCAAGAGCGCUUCUUUCAUAAAGACUGCAACCAAACGCAAUGGUUCUGGUUGACAGUAGUAAUAGGAACUGUGUGUUGCCUAGUCUCUGUUACUUGUCAAUUGACUACUCUUUUUUUCUUUUCUUUUGUUCUUAUCUUUUGUUUAAUUAGGGAGAUUUACCAGGGUCAAUAGAGAAAAAAAAUUUGUAUCAACAGGCCUGGCCUUUUAGUUGCAGCAAUAAAGGGAUAAUUUUCGUUACCGAAA